AUGCGAAGUCUACUUUUCACCGUGGCAUUGUACAGCUUCGCCACGGGACUGCCCAACUAUCACGUAAAGGGGCAUCAAUGGCUUCCUGCAGGGCCGAGAGACAGCCGAUCUCCUUGUCCUGGCUUGAAUGUCCUUGCCAAUCACGGUUGGCUUCCUCGCUCCGGAAAGAAUAUCGACCUGCCAACUCUUCAAGUCGCCGUCUCGGGCGCAUACAACUAUGAUCCUGAUACCUUCGAUGGAGCGUUUAAACAAGCACAAGCCUGCAAUCUAACAACCACAGGCAACUCUUCGACGUUCAAUCUUGCCGAUCUUGCAAAACAUGAUUGUAUCGAGUUUGAUGGAUCAUUAUCACGAAACGACUUCUAUCUUGGAGAUGACUUACACUUUAACCCAAGAAUCUGGGCGACAACAGCGAAGAGAUUAGGCCUAGAUCACGUCUCGCAUGAUCCAUUAUCCAAGUACGUCACCGUCGAGCAGGCUGCUAAAGCGAGGGCUGCUCGCGUCGCAGACGCAAUGAAGGCCAAUCGUAAAUUCAAUGCAUCGGAGAACGAGAUGUUGGGAAGUCCCGGAACGACAGCCUUAUACUUGGUCACACUGUGGGAUGAUGCUGUGGGAGCUGCUCCGAAGGAGUGGAUCAAAUCAUUUUUCGAAUGGGAGCGACUCCCCUUUACAAGGCCUUUAAAACAAAAGACCAACGAUGACAUUAAUGCAAUGUUUCAAAGAGUUCAGGCAGUGAAGGUCUAA
Trichoderma virens Gv29-8 is the source of this 744-nucleotide messenger RNA. RefSeq lists its product as uncharacterized. The record is from RefSeq and is a predicted model, not a curated record. The transcript is spliced from 3 exons. Bases 1 to 744 code for a protein of 247 amino acids. Lineage: Eukaryota; Fungi; Ascomycota; Sordariomycetes; Hypocreales; Hypocreaceae. Gene Ontology annotation, molecular function: peroxidase activity.